Molecule: messenger RNA, 1437 nt
Organism: Leptosia nina
Lineage: Eukaryota; Metazoa; Arthropoda; Insecta; Lepidoptera; Pieridae
Source: the annotation of a GenBank genome assembly
AUGAAUAAGCGUGACGGCAAUAAGGAUAAAGAACGUCAGAGUGACGACAAAAGAACUUCCACCGCGACCGGCGCGGUGGGUGGACGCGGCGGCGGCGGAAGCAGCGCGAUGCACACCUCGCGGCACUCCGUCACGUCGUCAUCCGGCGUCCUUAUGGUCGGACCCAACUUCCGCGUCGGCAAGAAAAUCGGAUGCGGCAACUUCGGUGAACUUAGGCUGGGGAAAAAUCUCUACAACAAUGAACAUGUAGCGAUCAAGAUGGAGCCAAUGAAGUCCAAGGCUCCACAACUACAUCUAGAGUACCGAUUUUACAAAUUACUAGGAACUCAUGCGCCUUCGACAGCAGAAGGGAUUCCGGAGGUGUACUACUUCGGGCCGUGCGGUAAAUACAAUGCCCUGGUUAUGGAGCUGCUCGGUCCGUCACUCGAAGAUCUGUUCGACUUGUGCGGCAGACGUUUUUCUCUAAAGACUGUCUUGAUGAUCGCUAUGCAGCUGUUACAUCGUAUCGAAUAUGUCCACACGAGACACCUAAUAUAUCGGGAUGUGAAGCCGGAAAAUUUUUUAAUAGGUAGAACUGCAACUAAAAGGGAAAAAAUCAUUCACAUCAUCGAUUUCGGUUUGGCCAAAGAAUAUAUAGACUUAGAGACAAACAAACAUAUUCCGUACCGGGAACACAAGUCGCUCACCGGCACAGCCAGAUACAUGUCGAUAAAUACACAUUUAGGAAAAGAACAAUCAAGACGCGACGACCUAGAGGCCCUCGGGCACAUGUUUAUGUACUUUUUACGUGGUUCCUUACCCUGGCAGGGUUUAAAAGCUGAUACACUCAAAGAAAGAUACCAAAAAAUCGGCGAUACGAAACGGGCAACUCCCAUUGAGGUGCUAUGCGAAGGUCACCCGGAGGAGAUGGCGACAUACCUGCGCUACGUUCGGCGGUUGGACUUCUUCGAGACGCCCGACUACGACCAGCUGCGUCGGAUGUUCCGCGAGCUGUUCGAGCGGCGCGGGUACGUCGACGACGGGGAGUUCGACUGGACCGGCAAGACAAUGUCGACGCCAGUCGGUUCGAUUCAAACAGGACACGAGAUUGUUGUUUCACCCAACCGUGGACACCAGACCUUCCAUAAGGGGGCUGUAAAGGACUCGGGUACUGGUGGUACCGCAAACACUGGUGGCAAUUGGCCCCACAGCGGCAAAGCAACGCCGCUCACUGCUGGCCACUUGACGCCCGCUGACAGACACGGAUCGGUCCAGGUGGUGAGUUCAACGAACGGCGAAUUGGGCGCCGACGACCCGACAGCGGGCCACAGCAACACCCCAAUCACUCAACCACACCACGAGGUUGACGUAGUGGAUGACACCAAGUCAGUGUUGCAACUAUGCUGUUGUUUCUUCAAGCGCAAAAAGAAGAAGUGUGCGACGCGCACGUACAAGUGA